Mytilus trossulus (common blue mussel) is the source of this 1825-nucleotide messenger RNA. RefSeq lists its product as uncharacterized. NCBI's taxonomy places the organism in Eukaryota, Metazoa, Mollusca, Bivalvia, Mytilida, Mytilidae. The transcript has 10 exons. The record is from RefSeq and is a predicted model, not a curated record. Gene Ontology annotation, molecular function: voltage-gated proton channel activity. The coding region runs from base 552 to 1772 and encodes 406 amino acids. Gene Ontology annotation, cellular component: plasma membrane. Gene Ontology annotation, biological process: proton transmembrane transport.
AGUUAGUACGCUUCUGUAGAAAGUUAUAAUAGAGUUGUGAUAUUCAUGAACUUUAGACCUAAGAUUUUUGUACCAUUUUCGAGCUUUGAAGAAAUGAAAGAAAUUAAUUGCCAUUACAACGAUCAUUCAAAUAUUUCCAGUACACUUUUAAAAAAAAUCAGUGUAUGUUCUAUUUUCCUUUGAACCAAACAGCUUGUUAAAUUGUUUAAGGCAUCAUUGCAUGAACAAUUUAUUUAAAUAUCAAAAUAUUAUUAAAAAUAUCAAUCGAAGCGUGAGCUUAAUUGAUUCAGUCUUCAGGGGGAAGGAUUAACCAGACCGUAGCAUGGGGUUUUAAGACGGAUGAGAUUAAGAUCAUCUAGAAGACAAGUUACACCACUUCAAUCUGGCCACUUAAUAUUUGGACUUCCAGUAUAGUUGUAGUGUUUUGUAUUCAAUCUGAAAUUGCCGAUUUAUUAUAAUUAGGACUUGUUUUGUGCCACGGAUUUUUAAACACUGACAGCUAAAUUCAGAGGUCCGAAUUUCUUUUAGUUGCCGAGGUCAGAAGAAUACACAUGACGAAGAAGAGGCCAGGUAAAGGGCUUCAGGCUCUUGCCUCAGGAACCCUUGCACUAGCCAGAUGUCAUACGGUGUUAGAUAAAACAGAACAAGAAUUAGAACAUGCCAUUGAAAGAGAAAAUAGGGCUCCGAAAACAACGAUUGAAAGAGUACAAAUGAAAGGAGAAAAGUUAAUUCACACUAAACCUGUUUUGUUGUGUGUUGUUCUGUUGAAUAUUAUCGACUGUAUCCUGGUUCUCGGAGAGCUAGUACUUGACAUGUACUACAUCAAGGCUCUGAUGGAGUCACAUGACGAUUUAACUCACACGUUCAUCACAGAAAUGAAAGUUCUGUACCCUAAUGUGCUAUAUAACAUAGGAAAAUCAGAUAUCGAACCUCUCUAUGACAAUAUUUUACAUGCUCAAAUAGACUGGGACAAUUUUACAUUGGCUCACGGCAGGUCGUUACAAGAUAAAUUAUCUGCUGAAAAUAUAACAUCUUUACAACAUACUAUUGUGAAGAGAGGGACAGAAUUACCUACACACAUUGAUGAGUUUAUUACAGACAGAAUAAAUCAUACACAUUUCCAUAAUAGUCGUCAUGUUGAAGAACAUCCUAUAGAGGAAGUCCUAGCACAUGCUUUCCACAAAGCCAGCAUUUCAAUCCUAUGUAUUUUAGCCGUAGAGAAUCUGUUUAAGAUAUUUUCUUAUGGAAAAGCAUUCUUCGAAAGGAAAUUAGAAAUGUUUGAUUGUAUGGUUGUGUUUUGCUCCUUGUUUGUUGAUGUUUACUUUUUGAAAGGAAUAAGUGCAUAUAAAAUCCAAGACUUCGUAAUCAUAUUGGCUUUCCUGAUGCCAUGGAGAGUAAUUCGAGUAGUCAACAGUCUAGUUGUAUCGGUUAUAGAACAUGAACACUUCAGAAUGAAACUUCUCUACAAACAAAAGAAAAAUAUCGCUAAUGACCUGAAGAAAGUUAAAUCUGAAGCUAAAGUCCUGCAGCAAUGUUUGGAUAUUGUACAGAAGAUGGCAAUAGACGGGGGAAUUCCACAAGAGAAAAUAUCUCAACAUUUAGCUUUUCUUCAACAGAAACAGAACAAAAAAAAUAAAUUUCCAAUGUCUCCGUUCAGGAAAUCGACGGAAGUACUGCCCUUAGAGAAUGGAACAUUUACUCCAACAGUAUAUAACUACGCGGACGAAGACAAUAAUACAAUAUCUAACGGCACAGACAACAAUGUGGUUUAGUCAACUACUGUCAUAGCGCGAGAAUUGCAUUCAAAUAAAGCUAGUUUUAUAAA